Messenger RNA from Chlorella variabilis, 807 nucleotides. RefSeq lists its product as hypothetical. The transcript has 9 exons. The record is from RefSeq and is a predicted model, not a curated record. NCBI's taxonomy places the organism in Eukaryota, Viridiplantae, Chlorophyta, Trebouxiophyceae, Chlorellales, Chlorellaceae. Gene Ontology annotation, molecular function: protein binding. The coding region runs from base 1 to 807 and encodes 268 amino acids.
AUGGGGCCGGCUGCUGGAGCUGCCGAAGAGGGCGCCCCUGCGCUCUUGAACUACGCAACGACCUAUGAUCGCGGCGCCACUAUCCAGCACUGGCAGCUGCGAGACCUGGUGCACUGCCCGCAGCGUGACGAGGAGCUGUUCUGCGUGUGUCGCCACAGGACGUUGCGGCAUGACCUCAACAACAGCAGCACUAGCGUGGCGCAGGAGCUGAGCUUCGAGCCCACCAGCAUGACGGUGGGCCACGGCUACGUGGCGGCAGGCGGCCAGAACAGCCAGCUGGACGUGCGGCAGCUGGCGGGCGGCGAGAUUGUGUACAAGGUGCACCUGGUGUGCGUGGGGGACAACCGCCACACGUAUCUGUACCAGGCCACCCCCGUGUGCUACCGCCAGGUCUCGGUCUUUACAGAGGCGGGAGACGCGGGCAUGUGCUGCGCCUGGGACGCCGCGGGCUCGCUGUUUGCGGCCGCCUUCCAGGACGGCAGCGCCGCCGUGUGGGACCACCGCAGCACGCGCGUGGUGGCGCACUACCACACGCCCCUGGCCUGCCGCAACGUCGAGUUCAGCCCCGCGCCGCUGGACAUGAUGGCGUUUGCGGAGCACCGCAGCCGGUGCCACGUCGUGGACUGCCGCAUGUGGGACCGCCAGCAGGUUCUGGAUGUGGGCAGCCAGAACUGCGAGCCCGACAUCAGCGGCCUGGCCUUCUCCCCCUCUGGGCGACGCCUCUACGUGGGCACGGAGGGCGGCAUCGCGGCGUACAAUGUGGACACGACGAGCAGGCGCGGCUUCCCCGCCUUUGAGCUGUGCUGA